CUAAGCAAACAGCCUACAGUUUCUGGAACUGCUCUGAGGGGUUACUCCUCCUGGCUCUACACUUGGAAAUUACUCCUGGUGGUGCUCGGGGGACCAUAUGGGAUGCUGAGAAUCGAACCCAGAAAGGCUGAACCAGUCAGCAUCCCCACCAACAGUGAGAGAGUGUCCCUUUUUUCCCACAUCCACGCCAGCACUGGCAUCAUGAUGUUGGCGGGACACCCCCCUGUGCACGCAGCCCUGCCCGCCCUGCUUCUGGGGGCGGCUAUUUCUUUCUGCUCAGCCAUCCCCAUAGAUGUUGCACGGAAACAGCUGCUAACCCGAGAGAAGAUGAUGAGGCUGGGGGGGAAGCUGGUACUGAACAGAGAGGAGAAGCUGGCCAAUGUGAAGCUCAUGGCGCUCAAAAAGGCUGAGAUGCUGGAGGCCCUGAGGACACAGAAGUUCCCGCCCAGUAUGCACUUCUUCCAGGCCAAGAGUCUCAUCGAGAAGAGUGAGGUCUUUAAAGUCCUGCAGAGAAUGCCCAAAGGGGCUGCCUUACACCUCCACGACUUUGGCAUCCUGAGUAUGGACUGGCUCGUGAAAAAUGUCACCUACAGGCCCCACUGCCAUUUCUGUCGCACCCCAAAGGGGGCCCUGAAGUUCAAAUUUGCCCACCCGACCCCCCCGGCACCUGCACCAGCAGAAUGUUCGAAGUGGAUUUUGCUGGAGGAUUAUCGUAAGCAGCUGCAGAACGUCUCUGAGUUUGACAACAACCUGCUGAAGGCCUUCACUCUGAUGACCACGAACCCCGACGUGACUUACGCAACCCAAGAUCUCAUCUGGUCCAAGUUCGAGGGCAUCUUCUUCAGCAUCGCUGGCCUUGUGCACUUCGCUCCCGUGUUCAGGGACUACAUCUCCCAGAGCCUGGCGGAGUUCCACGAGGACAACGUGCUGUACCUGGAGCUCCGGGCCAUGCUCUUCCCGGUCUACGAAUUAAACGGGACAUACCAUGAUCGAGAGUGGUCAGUGAGGACCUACGAGGAAGUGGCUCAAAUGUUUGUGAAAGAACAUCCUGGGUUUAUUGGAAUCAAAAUCAUUUAUUCGGAUCACAGGUUCAAGAACGCUUCGCUCGUGCUGGAAUCCGUGCAGGCCGCCGUGGCGCUCCGGGCCAAGUUCCCCAGGACGGUGGCAGGGUUCGACAUGGUAGGACAUGAGGACACUGGCCACUCCCUGUAUGACUACAGGGACGUGCUAAUGGUUCCAGCUUCACAUGGUGUGAACCUGCCGUACUUUUUCCAUGCUGGAGAGACAGACUGGCAGGGUACUUCCAUAGACAAAAACCUUCUGGAUGCACUACUACUGAACUCUACCAGGAUUGGCCAUGGAUUUGCUUUGAGCAAACACCUAGCAGUCUUGACUGAGUCCCGGAAGAAAGAUAUCCCCAUAGAAGUCUGUCCCAUCUCUAAUCAGGUCUUGAAACUGGUGUCAGACUUAAGAAACCACCCUGCAGCAUUCCUGAUGGCCUCCGGGUACCCCAUAGUGAUCAGCUCUGAUGACCCAGCUCUCUUUGGUUCUAAAGGCUUGUCCUAUGACUUCUAUGAGGCCUUCAUGGGCAUUGGGGGGAUGGAAGCUGACCUGAGGACCCUCAAACAGCUGGCCAUGAACUCUAUCAAGUACAGCGCCCUGAUGCCGAGUGAAAAGAUGGCUGCCAUGAAAACCUGGGAGCGCAGAUGGAAUGAGUUUGUAGCUGACCUGGCAAAGCGACCAAAAUGAAUUGUCUGCGCAGAGAAAUCCUGAAGACCUGGAACGUCUAGUGAAGACACCACCUUUGCACUGGACGCCCAGUGGCCUCCUCUCCCUGAGUUCCGAAGGCUUUGCUCAAGGUGCACAGCUUCCUGGGCAGGGCAGGGAGACUUCUGGAAAUCCAGAGUGGCUGGUGGUGCAAAUCAUCCUUUUUCCCAGGGACAACCAGACAAUAGUGACGUUGUGGUUUUGAAACCAU
Molecule: messenger RNA, 1978 nt
Organism: Sorex fumeus (smoky shrew)
Lineage: Eukaryota; Metazoa; Chordata; Mammalia; Eulipotyphla; Soricidae
Gene: ADA2
Product: adenosine deaminase 2
Exons: 13
Coding region: 103-1749 (548 amino acids)
Biological process (GO): adenosine catabolic process; inosine biosynthetic process
Molecular function (GO): adenosine deaminase activity
Source: RefSeq, a predicted model, not a curated record